Messenger RNA from Anopheles marshallii, 1197 nucleotides. RefSeq names its product PH domain-containing protein DDB_G0275795-like. The coding region runs from base 1 to 1197 and encodes 398 amino acids. Gene Ontology annotation, cellular component: chromatin; chromosome, centromeric region; nucleus. The record is from RefSeq and is a predicted model, not a curated record. The transcript is spliced from 4 exons. Lineage: Eukaryota; Metazoa; Arthropoda; Insecta; Diptera; Culicidae. Gene Ontology annotation, biological process: chromosome segregation; CENP-A containing chromatin assembly.
AUGGACAAUUGCCACAACUAUGCCACCACAUCGAAAAAGAAACGAAUCCCCAUCUCGGACGACAUACACAUCAUUAUCAAAAAGUUCCGUGACAAGGACAAGCACGACGAGAAACCUUCUACAUCGGGUGACCAUGACUACGACGAUGAGCAUAGCAUGGAUUCGGAGGAACUGCGGCGCGUACGGCACCAGGAACCGUCCUCCUCCUCUACACUGGUAGGCAUUGCAUCGAACAGCAACAGUAACAGUACAACGUGUCCCAGCGGCACAUCGCUACAGGCAGUCGGCUUGGGAAGCAACCAUGCGGUGCAGGUGCAGCUGCCAUCACAGCAACACAUCAUUUCACUAGGCCAGACCCAUACCGGGCUGGUGGCGAGUGCAAACCUAGCAUGCCAAAGCAGCAGCAACCAGUCCGAGGACAUCAAACUCAUACUGCGAAAGUUGUCCAAUAUCGAGGAACUGUUGAAGGUGGUGGCCGAUCAGAGUCUAAGCCGUCUAACGACGAUAAAGCAGGAGACGGGUGCGACACUGACGGCCGCUCCCGGGGCUCAGCUGACGGCAGUUGAUACGAACCAAAUAAUUCAGCAACAUCAUCAGCAACAGCAGCAGCAGCAGCAGCAGCAACAGCAACAGCAACAGCAACAACAACAGCAGCAGCAAACGGUUACACAGAACGCGGAGAUUGAAUCGUGCUUCAAGUUCCCGAUUCGCUCGCUGAAGGAGCUUAUCGAGCUGAACAAAAGCAUCUGUGGCGACGAGUCUCUGUACAACAAGCUAUUCGAGCAUCUCACCAAAAUAAGACUGGACUGUGACCAAAACAUUGUAAUUAAUGCGCUAACGUCGAUAGUCAGUGACGAGGUGCUGGAUGCGGUUACGUGGGACACUGGGAAAAAGUUUAAACUAUCCUCGGUUGUGCUGUUUAGCGAUUCGCUGUACGUCGCUUGGUUUAAGGACAAAAUGAAGUACGAUGAGUAUGUGACCGAGAUGAAGGAUGCCAUCGAACGAUCGCACAAGCGACACGCUAAGGUAAAAACGAAACGAAACCAACAAAGCGGCCAAUCGCAACUGCAGCAGCCCCAAUCCCUGCAACCGAUCAUGCACUCUCCGUUGGGGACAAGCAACAGUGCCAGCACGAACGCCCCGUCAGGGACCAUCAGCACGCUCAGCUGCGACAAUAGUGCGUUAGUGCUCGAAUAG